AUGAACAUCGAAUUGGCUGAUAAAUUCCUCUCAAGCAUUGCCCAUGAGAGAGAUCAAGACAUUGAAGCUACCUCUCAAUUGCUGAAGCUGUUGCCAUUACCAAAAUUAGUGAAAGCUGGUCAAGCAAUCAAUAACCUGUAUUUAGAGAACAUCAGAACAGGUCUAGCUGGCAAGAUAUAUCUAGAAUUAGGGCCCUAUCAGGCUGUGGAUGAUGAGAUAUCCAAGGGAAGUAUAAAGGUUGGUGAUGUUGUAGCAGUGAAACCAUCAGCAACCAGUAAGGGGAAGUCCAAGGCCAAGACCAAGUCCAGUAAAGCUGAGGAAAAUGGUGAUUCUGAUAGAGGUGCAGAUGAUUUGGAGAUUACAGGUGUUGUCUUUAAGAUCACUGACAAGCAAUGCUCCAUAACCAUUGAUGAAGCUCAAGAGCAAGAUGCCAUGAAACUUUAUUCUUACAGCAAGUUGUAUCUACUGAAAACCGUUAACACAAUAACAUAUAAAAGGAUGGAAUCAACAAUGAGGAAAUUAAAGGAAUUUGAAGGACUCCCAGAUAAUAGGAUAAUAGAGUAUCUGCUGAAUGCUAGGCAGUUUAUCAGACAGGAGCCUUCAAAUAAAAUCACUUUCCAUAACGAUCAAUUAAAUGAGUCCCAGAAGGAUGCAAUCAAAUUUGCAUUGGCAAAUGAUAUUAGUAUAAUACAUGGUCCUCCUGGUACUGGUAAGACUUAUACAUUGGUUGAACUAAUAUUGCAAUUGGUCGAGAAAGGUCAGCGUGUUCUGGUCUGUGGGCCAUCCAAUAUAUCUGUGGAUACUAUUUUAGAAAGGCUGGCAAAGGUGCUUCCUGGUAAUCUUUUAUUACGUAUUGGACAUCCUGCUCGUCUAUUGGAGGCUAACUUAUCCCAUUCAUUGGACAUAUUGUCUAAAAGUGGUGACUCUGGUGCUAUUGUAAGAGAUAUCUAUCGUGAUAUUGAUAAGACCAUAGCUAGUAUUAAGAAAGUAAGAAAACCAGAUGCUCGUCGAGAAGGUUGGAAGGAAGUAAAAGAGCUUCGUAAGGAACUCAGACAACGAGAACGUAAAGUUGUCAAUGAUCUAAUACUUGAAGCCAAAGUUGUAGUUGCAACAUUACACGGCUCUAGCUCUAGAGAGUUAUGUGGUAUAUAUAACCAAGUCCCAAAACUAUUUGACACUUUAAUUAUUGAUGAGGUAUCCCAGAGUUUAGAACCUCAAUGUUGGAUACCAUUAAUAUCUCAUUAUAAAUCAGACUUUACAAAGCUUGUUCUGGCUGGUGACAAUAAACAAUUACCACCAACGAUUAAAACUGAAGAUAAUGAUAAGGUCAAAGUUACUCUUGGAACUACAUUAUUUGAUAGACUUGUCAAGAAUUAUGGUGACCAAUUUAAACUAUUAUUGAAUGUCCAAUAUCGUAUGAAUGAGCAGAUCAUGGAAUUCCCAUCGAAACAAAUGUAUGGUGGUAAACUUAUUGCCGAUGCAUCGGUAGCAAAUAAUGUGUUAUCAGACCUACCGGGAGUCGAUUCAAAUGAUGACACAUUACCACCACUUAUAUGGUAUGACACUCAGGGUGAUGACUUCUUAGAACAAGCAGAUAAUGAAGACGGCAUCGUUUCCUCAAAAUUUAAUGAAAACGAGGUACUACUUGUGAAGGAUCAUAUCAUUAAAUUGAUUGAGAGCAAUGUGCCCCAGGAUGCAAUUGGUGUCAUAUCACCAUAUAGUGCACAAACUUCAUUGCUUAAAAGCCUAAUACAAGAGCAAUAUCCUUUGAUAGAAAUAUCUACUGUGGAUGGGUUCCAAGGUAGAGAAAAGGAAGUGAUUGUUCUAUCUCUUGUUAGAAGCAAUGAUAAAAUGGAGGUUGGUUUCUUAAGAGAUGAUAGAAGACUGAAUGUUGCGAUAUCAAGACCUAAAAAACAAUUAUGUGUCAUUGGGAAUAUGGAAGUGUUAGAGAGAAGUGGUGUAAAGUUUUUGAAAAAUUGGGCAGAAUGGUCAAGUGAAAAUAGCGACCUUAGAUAUCCUGAUAUUAGUGAACUUCUAUAA
Molecule: messenger RNA, 2040 nt
Organism: Vanderwaltozyma polyspora DSM 70294
Lineage: Eukaryota; Fungi; Ascomycota; Saccharomycetes; Saccharomycetales; Saccharomycetaceae
Gene: HCS1
Product: ATP-dependent 5'-3' DNA helicase HCS1
Exons: 1
Coding region: 1-2040 (679 amino acids)
Molecular function (GO): DNA binding; ATP binding; ATP hydrolysis activity
Source: RefSeq, a predicted model, not a curated record